AUGAGAUCCAAAGGCAAAGAUUGCUCUGAACAUCCAUUCAAACAGAACGUUGCUGUGACUGAUGGAGCAUCAGGAGUCAAGCAUUGUAAUGAAUUAACUAGAGACACGGACGUUCUAUCUCCCUCUUCCUCAUCCCAACCGCCAUCAUCAAAUGGAAGCGAUUGGACUGCCGGUCAGGAUGGUGUUCUCUCUCCGAAAGCUGACGAAAUUCGACAAAAAUAUAGGAACUCGCUGCUGGAGAAAACACCGAAGAUCUUUAUCGAACGGCUGAAGAAAGAAGGUUCUCUCCAGCUGGAAAAUCUCACGGUUCUUGAAUGGCAGUUGGUCAAUUACAAUCCGUCUGUCUUCAGUGUGUUCGUGGAUAUACCUGAUGAUCCUGUUGCAAAAGUGAAAAUGUUACGCGAAGUAGAUCCUGAACAGCUGGAUAUUACGGGUAAAUCAGGAAAUCUGCGGCAUGCCUUUUGA
Ostertagia ostertagi is the source of this 465-nucleotide messenger RNA. The record is from the annotation of a GenBank genome assembly. NCBI's taxonomy places the organism in Eukaryota, Metazoa, Nematoda, Chromadorea, Rhabditida, Trichostrongylidae.